CUAGUCCUAGGGCUCUCCGCUGAGUUUCUGGGAACCCCAAUUCAUUUUAGUUAUGGCGUUAAAAUUGUUUCCGAUACCAUUCCCGAUAUCUACACCGCUGUGGAACCCGAACCCGAAUCCGAGUCAGAGCUCAUCUCCGACCCACCAGCGGCCGCCUACCGAGAUACGCUUCUCGCGGUGGAACAACGCUAACGCCAGGGAAUUCAAUGAACGCCGGCGUGCACAGAAAGAAAUCGAAGAUGACAUCCGCCGGUAUCGUCGGUUUGACUCCGCUACUAAAAUCGUUCGUAAUUACGAUUCUGGCAUAGCAAACGCGAGUAUCGAGACUUUCAAAUCCAUAGGCACGCCUUCCUCUCCUUCAGCUCCCUCAAUUCGGGGCAGAAAAUCCAAAUAUUCCAAACCCGAAUCGCCUGAUUCCCACCCGGCAUUUCGAGGAAAAUCGAGAAUCGCCGAACAAACACAACCGAAAACGGACGGGAUACCAAUUGACAGAAAUGCCAACAUCAAAAUUAGUGAAGACGGCCUUUCUUAUGUUAUCGACGGCGCGCCUUUUGAGUUCAAAUACAGCUACACAGAGACGCCUAGGAUAAAACCCGUCAAAUUGCGAGAGGAGCCUUUCUCGCCUUUUGGGCCCACCACAACAGCCCGGCCGUGGACUGGGCGGGCACCGCUACCCCCGAGUAAGAAGAAGUUGAGGGAGUUCGACUCUUUUAAAUUGCCUCCGCCGGAUAAGAAAGGCGUGAAGCCGGUUCAAUCACCGGGCCCGUUUCUGCCUGGAUCAGGUCCCAGGUAUGUGUAUACGAGGGAGGAGAUACUGGGUGAGCCGUUGACGCGAGAGGAAGUUAAGGCUUUGAUCGAUGGGUGCUUGAAGUCUAAGCGCCAAUUGAAUAUUGGUAGAGAUGGCCUGACUCACAACAUGUUGGAUAAUAUUCAUGCCCAUUGGAAGCGACGGAGAGUGUGCAAGAUCAAAUGCAAAGGAGUAUGUACAGUUGAUAUGGACAACGUUUGCCAGCAAUUAGAGGAAAGAACUGGAGGAAAGAUUAUUUACAGGAAAGCAGGGGUGUUAUACCUGUUCCGAGGCCGAAACUACAACUACAAAACUCGCCCCCGCUUUCCUCUCAUGCUGUGGAAGCCUGUUACCCCUGUGUACCCAAGGCUGAUUCAACGGGUUCCAGAGGGUCUAACACUGGAAGAAGCAAGUGAAAUGCGCAAGAAGGGGCGGAAACUAAUACCAAUAUGCAAACUAGCAAAGAAUGGUGUGUACUGUAAUUUGGUAAAAGAUGUCCGUGAGGCAUUUGAAGAAUGUGAAUUGGUCAGAAUAAAUUGUCAAGGGAUUAAUGGAAGUGACUACCGGAAAAUUGGUGCCAAACUCAAGGAACUUGUGCCCUGUGUGCUGAUCUCAUUUGAGCAUGAGCAUAUACUUAUGUGGAGGGGAAGGGAUUGGAAAUCCUCCUUCACAAAACCAGUAAAUGAUAGCCAAGAAGCCAAGGGGUCUGAUGCUGAUAGUGCAAUUUCUAUUGUUCCGCCUAUGGAGGACCAAAAAAUUGAAAUGGUCUGUGUCAAAGAUGUUAUUAGUGUGCCAAAUAUAGGCAUGACUCCUGUAGGAUGUCAAGAGCAAACAGAGGAUACAUCUGUGGUACAAUUAGAUGAUGCAUCGGCAGCAAUGGACACUAGUUCAAUCAUAGGAGAAACAUGUGAAACUAAUACCAUGUUACAUAAUGCAGGCAGUUUUGCUAUUAAUGAGUCUGAAUCUAUAGGCUCUGAUAAUGAAAUCAAUGUUGCUAUAUCAGUGGGAUCUGACACCUCGCUAAAAAGUGUUGGGAGCACAGAGGAGGUCCAAGAUGGCUUAGAAGGUUCGCCUGAUCUUAAUGAACCAACAAAGGAUGUACCUUAUGCUAAUGGAGUUCUACAGUUGCGAGAACUAGCUGUUGAGAAUGGGAGGGCAGUUGUUUUGGCUGAUGCAAAUUUGGAUGCUGAUACUGUUUAUCAAAGAGCAGUUGCCUUAGCAAGGUCUGCUCCUCCUAGUCCAGUUUUUAGACAUCUACCAAAGAAGGUAGCAAUUCAACAGGGCGAGAAGCAAGAAGUCGGGGAUUUGCAAGUUAAAGAAGUUACAACUGUUGCCCAAACAGAAGUGAAGGAGAGAAGAAGUUUUAAACUCAAAAGAAGGAACGAUUCUAGUGAACAAUAUACAGAUUCUGCACCACAGGGAAGCCUAAGAGUAGAUGAACUUGCUAAACUACUAGCAGAAUAAUGUUUCCUUCGUCUUUUUCACUUGCCAUUGUCUUUUGCUUAUAGUUGCGGCUAAUUUAAUCUAAUUCUUUCAUGUGUCCAUUCCGUUUUGUUAUUCUCAAUGCAAUUAGACUUCUUUUUGGCUAAUUUUAUUUAUUCAUGUGGCUGGUAUUUUGGUUGUUCA
This is a messenger RNA of Manihot esculenta (cassava), 2413 nucleotides long. RefSeq names its product CRS2-associated factor 1, chloroplastic. Gene Ontology annotation, biological process: Group II intron splicing. The transcript is spliced from 5 exons. NCBI's taxonomy places the organism in Eukaryota, Viridiplantae, Streptophyta, Magnoliopsida, Malpighiales, Euphorbiaceae. Bases 53 to 2251 code for a protein of 732 amino acids. Gene Ontology annotation, molecular function: RNA binding. The record is from RefSeq and is a predicted model, not a curated record.